Molecule: messenger RNA, 2325 nt
Organism: Symbiodinium sp. CCMP2592
Lineage: Eukaryota; Dinophyceae; Suessiales; Symbiodiniaceae
Source: the annotation of a GenBank genome assembly
AUGGCUGCCGUCGCCGUGCGUUCUUCGUCUCGGCAACGGCCGAGCCGAGGUGGCCGGCGCUAUGACAAGACAGAUCAUGCUGAGGAGAUCCCGCUUCCACCUCGAAGCAGUUCCCGGCGGGGGUCGAACAAGGACAGGGAGUCGGCCACGACCUGCAGCGAAGGAGGCUCGCGGCCCAGCUCAAAGGAGACCCUGAGGCACUCACUGGUUGAGAAGCCCACGCCGUCCACGAAGCCGCCGAUGGUGCUCUCGGGCUUCGGGCGGCAGGUGUCUGCACCGUCUUCUGCAGACGACAACGGCCCAGCUUCUGCCCGCUCGGGCCGCAAGCGUGUGACCGCCUGCGCCCAGGAGCUCCGACAGUCAGUACAGCUGAUGACGACGCCCAGCUCGUCCAGGGCUCCGAGCCGCUCCGGCUCGGAACGUGCGACAGCUCUUCCGAGCUUGGGCUCAGCUGCGGGUGAGAUGGAGGCCCUGGUUCCCCCGGCGCGUCUGACGCGGCAGCUGUCCUUCGUGGCCUAUACCAUCGACGAUGUGGACCACAUCAUCCAGUCGGAAAGAGAAGGAGGUGUAGAAUGGUUCCGAGCAUUCUGGCAUGUGGUGCUCGUGCAGACCCCUGCUUGUCGGAUGCUGACAAACCGGUCGCUGCCGAAUUGGGUAGCCAUCUACAACCGUUGGCAGGCCACGGCCAAAAGCAAUGGUGGCAUCCCUGUCGACGUUAUGAGCGCGAGUGAGUUGCAAGACUGGCUGGCGGCACCACCCACUCGGGUCGUGGAGAUUGUGAGGUUGUUUGAUCCGAAAGGCUAUGCCAAGUUCAACCUCAUGAAAACCAGCUCGGAGCACUCGAAGAUUCGUCUUCCCAUUCUGCCGCUCGUGUGCGCCUGUGUCAUGAUGUCGCAGACAUUGACAAACAGGCAAAAGCUUCGAUUUCUCUGCGGCAUCUUCGACAAGGAAGACAAAGGCGGUUUGACCGAAGAGGAGUUCAUCAGUAUGCUCCAAAACCUGCUGCGCGGCUUAGCUUGUGCUUUUGGCAUGGCCAUCGCCAAGGAGAUGCUGCCGACACCUUCCAAGAUCCAGGAGGUGGCGAAGCAGAUCUUCAGUCGGAUCCGAGAGCGCGCACCUCGGGGCGAAGCUUCGACGUCCUUCCUGUCGAAUUCAGCUCUGGACCACUGGAUCUUGGGCCAUACCUUCGAUCCGGUGGCAUUGCCCUUUGCGCUGUUUUUGGAGCGCUUCUCGAUCGAUGAUGACGCUGUAGAUCCGGACCUCUUUCAGGACGAACCGAAGCGCUUUCGGCUCUCCCACACAAAGCCGGUGGAAAAUCCGCUUGAAGCCAUCAUCAACAUAGAUCCGAACUAUCUCUCUCGCUUCGAGGUGCUCACUGCGCGGGAGAUCUUUCAGUACUGCCAGUCCAUCUCUGACUUCAAGCUCUCUCAUGAGGAAGUGGAGCGCGGAGUGCAGAAGCCCAUUAGCGUGGAGAUGUGGUGCGGCAAGCUCUCCCGCGCCCUCGAGGAAAUGGACUCCCAAAGGGGAACCCAGGCGCGAAGCGAUCUGGUGGGAUUUCUGCGGAAGCUUUGCCCCAAGGCGACACCGGCGCACAUCCGCAUGUACCAGUCGUGGCUGCAGGAGUUCGAUUCCGGCGUGGAGCUCAAGAAGGCUCUAGACCUGGGCCACACGAUGCUCCAGAUCUUCCAAUCCUACUCCGAAAAGCCGGUUAUGACUGACCGAAUCCGCAACGAGCUGGAUGCAAACUUCGCGAAGAUCAACAGGGUGCAGGAUCGCAUCACGACGGCGGACUUAAAAGCUGCGAUGGAGGUUGGAACACGCACUGCCAAGGACAUGAUGCAGUACUUCGACACCAACCGUGAUGGCUUCGUGGAUAAAGAUGAGUACGCCGCGGCUAUGUGUCCCACAGACUACCGGUUCCGCCCCGUGGGCGCUUUCGUCGACGAAGUCUUUGGAGUACUCAUCUCGAACGAGGUCGCAAAGCAGGAGCAGCAUGUGGCGGAGAUAGACCGUCUUUUCGCACCCAGACGAAGCGGCGAGCAUCAGCAAAAGCGGAAGAAGCUGUUCAUCAAAAAACAGGUUCCGGAGCGUCUAUGGCAGACCUGGAAUGAAGUCUUCGACUUGCUUGACCCUGACAACACAGGGACCGUCUGCAGAAUGCGGCUGAAGCAAUCCAGAUUUCUUUGCCCCGAUGUUUGCGAUUAUGUGUUCGACUUGAUCGCGGACCAUGGCAGACGGGAGGAUGGCAAGGAGGAGGCUUUCAAUCGCGACCAGUUUCUGGCCAAGCUGCUGGACGCAUCUGACUUUCGACGAAGUCCAGGGUAA